AUGAUUAGAUUUUAUUUUAUCUUUUUUUUUUUUCUAGGUUUUGUUCUUUUUUUUUUUUUUUUUUUUUUUUUUAAAUUUCUAACAACAUAUAAUAAUAAUAGUAGUAAAUUUCUCGGAAAUAAUAAUAGAAUUUUAAAAUUCUAUUCAACAACAGCAACAAAAACAACAACAACAACAACAACACCAACAACAAAACCAACAACAACAUCAAACAAUUUUAAUAAUCCACCAUCAUUAAUUUCAAAUUCAAAUAUUGAACAUUUUUAUAAUAAUAGUACAAUUGAAGAUUUAAAGAAUCAACAAGUAAUUAAUAAUGCAUUUAAUUUUUCAGCUAGUAAACAAGCUUCAAUCAUAAAGUCAAUUGAAAAGGAACCAAAUAAUCCAAAUCAUUAUAAUGAGUUAAUUGAAAUUAAUAAGAAUAAAAAUUCAAAUUAUUUAUUUAAAAUUAGUCAAGAUAAUACUGGAGAUAUAUUAUUUUGUAGAAAAGUUUUUAAAAUCAAUGGAAUUGAUAUGACCAUCAUUGAUUUACACUUAAAAAUUAUUGAUUUAGAUGAUACUUUUAAAAAUAUUCAUUAUAGUUUAUAUUUAUUAUUUGAAUCAUUAAAAAAAUAUAAUAAUAUUAUUAAUAAUAAUAAUAAUAAUACUAUAAAUAAUAAUAUAAAUAAUAAUAAUAAUAAUAAUAAUAAUAAUAAUAAUAAUAAUAAUAAUAAUAAUAAUAAUAAUAAUAAUAAUAAUAAUAAUAAUAAUAAUAAUAAUAAUAAUAAGGGUUUUUUACUUUCUAUGAUUACUAAAUUUACUGGAAAUAAUAGUAAUAUUAAUAUUAAUAAUAAUAAUAUAGAUAUUAAUAAUAAUAAUUAUAUUAAUAAUAAUAUUGAUUUUAAUAAUGAUUCAAUUAAAUUAUUAAAUGGAAAAGAAAUGAAACCAAUUGAUUUAUUAAUUAAAGAAUUUUAUAAUGAUAAUAAACAUUUUGAAUCAUUAUUAAAGAUAGCUAAUCAUUUAAAUGAUUUUGUCAAUGAUAAAAUUUCAUUACCAAUUUCAAAAAAUCAAUGGAAACAAGUUAAUAAAUUAUCAAUACUUCAAAAAGUUUUAGAUUUAAAGAAAGCUCAUCCAGUUGCAAUUUCUCAAAUCAUUUAUUUCAUGAACAACAACAACAAUAAUAAUAAUAAUAGCAAUAAACCUAUGAAAGAAUUUCGGUUACUUGAUGGUCAAUCAUUAUCAAUUAAACAAUUAGCAUUGAUGGCAUAUCUUGAAAAUAAGGAUAGUUCAGAUACUGAUUAUAUAAUUGACCAAACUUGGUUAGAUUUGAUCGAAUGUUUAGAUCAAGGUCAUCAUUCACUCACAAAUAAAACAAUUGGUCAAGUGAUUACUUCAUCCUCUGUAAUAUUAGAUGCAAUUAAAAAUUUCCCAACAAAUCCUAUUUUCUAUUACCAUUUAUCAAAAAGUUUAAAUAAUAAUUUUGAAACUGUUAAUUUAAUUGUUUAUUCUCAAUUUUUAAAUAAUAAAAAUAAUAAUAGUAAAGAAACUCUUUAUUUAAAUAGACUAAAUUUAAUUAAAUUCACAAUUUCAAAUCAGUUAGAUAAAAUCAACCAAGAUUCAAAUCAAUUAUUAUUAUCAGAUUAUUAUUAUACAGCAAGUGAAUUUUUAGAAAAUAGAUCUCAAACUAUUGAAAUAAAAGGUACAGAAUUAAAUAAUGUUGAUUUAUUAAUUAGAGCGUUAGAAAUUAAUUUGAAAUUUCAAUUAACUUUAAAAUCAAAAGAAAUAGUUGAAAAAUUAAUUCAAUUAUUAAAUCAUGAUGAAAUCGUUAAAAUUAAUGGUGAACCAAUGACAAAAGAAGGUAUCAUUCUUUUACUACUAUUAAAUCCAAAUCCUCCAAAAGAUAAUUCAUAUUAUAAUAUUUCAAUAUUUGCAUUUAAUAAAUUAAUUGAAUAUUAUGAAAAUGAAAAAAUUAAAGGUAAAGAUAAAAUUACAUUAUUAAAUAAUAAAAUUAAUCGUUAUGGUGAAUUAUUAAAAAAAUCAAAAGAAAUUUUAAAGAAGAAUAUUAUUAAAAAUUUGAAAUUAGAUCCAACAAAUCCGGAUAAUUAUUUUAAUUUAUCAGAACAAUUAAAUCAUGAAGAAACUGUAAUUAUUAAUAAUGAUGUUGUUGUUAGUGGUAAUGGUGAUGGUAGUGGUAGUAGUAAUGGUGGUGAUAAAGAAUGGGGUAAACUUGAUUUAAUAUUAAAAACAAUUGAAUUAGAACCAAAUAGAAAAUUAGCUUAUUAUUCAUUAUUUGAAUACUUAUCAUCAAUAAAAAAUGGAAAGCUAACAGUUAAAUUAAAUGAUGGUUCUGUUUUAGAGAAACAUCAAUUGUUAUAUUUAGAAUUAGUUAAUUAUCCUCGUAAUACAAAUGCUUUCUAUCAAUUUGGUUUACAUUUAAAAGAACUUGACUUAAAAGAACUUUCUUCUAAGUUUUUUAAUUGGUGUAUUACAAUUGAUCCAAAAUUCUCAAAAGCUUAUUUAGAAUUGGGUAUGUUAUUACAUGAUUUAAAAAUUCCUUCAACUUCAAUUAAACAUCAAACUUCUGAAGUCAUAAAGGUUUAUUCAAGAAAACAAUUAUUUGUUAAAGCUUUGGAAUCUGAAAAUCCAAAUGGUACUUUAAAUUUAAAAAAUUCUAAUGCUUGGUAUUAUUUAUCAUUAGAAAUGAUUGAUAAUGAUAAUGAUAAUGAAAAUAAAAAUAAAAAUGAUCCAAAUGAAAAUAGUAGUGCUAGUGGUAGUGGUAGUAGUGCUAGUGGUAGUGCUAGUAGUGCUAGUGGUGAUAUUGAAUUUAAUAAAACAAAAAAAGAUAUUUUAUCAUUAAUAAUUCAAAAUGAUCCAAAUUUUUCAAAAUCAUAUUAUGAAUUAUCAAAUCUUUUAAAAUCAAAUCAAGAGAAAUGUAAAGUUACUGGUUUAAAUAGAAUUGAACUUUUAUUGAAAUCAAUUCAAAUUGAAUCAGAUUUAGAACAAACUUCAAUCUACCUAUAUCAUUUAUCAAAUUAUUUACAAAAUGAAAAAGUAACUUUAAACGAUGGUAGAUCAAUGAAUAAACAACAAUUAUUAAUUGAAGCAAUUGAAAUUAAUCCACGUGGUAGAAUAUCUUCACUAUAUUAUGCUUUAUCAAAAACUCUUUCUAAAAAUGAUGAUGAUGUUUUAUUUUUAUUUAAUAAACAAUAUAAUAGGAAUGAUUUAUUACAAGAAGCAACUGAAUCUUUAAAGAAAGGAACUGAUCCAGAUUAUAUUAACUCUAUUAAAGCUAAAUCAAAUUAUUAUCUUAAUUUAAUAAAGAAAUUAUUUACAGAUUAA
Dictyostelium discoideum AX4 is the source of this 3315-nucleotide messenger RNA. RefSeq lists its product as hypothetical. The transcript has 2 exons. NCBI's taxonomy places the organism in Eukaryota, Evosea, Eumycetozoa, Dictyosteliales, Dictyosteliaceae. The record is from RefSeq and is a predicted model, not a curated record. The coding region runs from base 1 to 3315 and encodes 1104 amino acids.